Leptidea sinapis is the source of this 1685-nucleotide messenger RNA. RefSeq names its product angio-associated migratory cell protein. The record is from RefSeq and is a predicted model, not a curated record. Gene Ontology annotation, molecular function: protein binding. The coding region runs from base 390 to 1598 and encodes 402 amino acids. NCBI's taxonomy places the organism in Eukaryota, Metazoa, Arthropoda, Insecta, Lepidoptera, Pieridae. The transcript has 4 exons.
AUUUUGAUUUGAGCCAGGUGUCAUGUUGAUGUUGAUUCGGGUCUGUGUAGUACAUUACAUAGUGACAUAACCUCAAAAAUAUUUUUAAAUUUACUAAUUAAAUUUGGAAAGCCAAGCUCGUAGGCUAGGUCCAGGUCUAGGUACCACAGAAUACUAUUUCUCUUUAGGUACUUUGUACUACCAAAAACAUUUUUACAGUUGGUUACUACGAGUUGUCUAUUCGCGAUCAAUCACUAUUUUUGAAAACAUUAAAAUUUUGUGGUGUUAUUAAUAUUUCUCAAAUUGAAAAGGUGUACAAAAUAAUAGAUUUUUGAACACGUAAUUAAUAAAGGUUCCCUUUCAUCACAAUCAGUCAACCACAAAAGGAUUAACAACCUGAAAAAGAAAAGAUGAAAGAUCGCCAAGAAGAAACACCACCAUCUUCAGUCGAUGGGGAUGAAAUAAUGCGUGGUCCCGAUGACGUCGUAUACUUAGAAGAGCUACAAUUUGACGACGAUGAAAUGCUUGAAGAUCAAGAAGAAGAAUUUGCCGAUUGGGAAAGGCCUCAAGACUUUUCAGUGGUCGCGUUCACAGAGCAUACAGGAUCAGUCUUUUGUUGCGACUUACAUUUAAAUGGAAAGAUUGCGGCCACUGGCGGGGAAGACGAUAAAGCUUAUGUGUGGUGUGUAGAGUCUGGCCAAACUAUAAUGGAAUGCAAUGGUCAUAAAGAUUCUGUUAUUUUUGCUGGUUUUAGUUUUGAUGGGGCUUAUCUGGCUACCGUUGACAUGUCUGGUCUUAUUAAGGUUUGGAAAUGCCAAUCCGAAGAAAGUCAACAAGACCCAUGGCCAGUAGUAUUUGAGUAUGAAGCUGAUGAACUCAACUGGGCUUUGUGGCAUUUUGGAGCUAGAGUACUUAUAUGCGGGGCAUCAGCUGGUGAUAUAUAUGUAUUUAAAAUUCCUUCGGGUGAGACAAAAGUCUUACAGGGGCACAAUAUAAAAACAGAGUGUGGAAAGGUAUUCCCUGAUGGAGUAAGGUUGGCAGCAGGAUAUGAGGAUGGGGUUGUGAAAUUUUGGGACCUUAAAACAAACCUGGUUCUGCAUCAAGUGGCAGCUGGGUUACAUGGAAGCAGAGUUAAUGCAAUAGAUGUUCAUCCUGACAAUAACCUUGUUGCAUCUAUAUCCACUAAUGGUACAGUGGUUCUUACAACUUCAAACAAUGGCAAAGUUGUGGGGAAACUUGAAGCAGAAAAUGAUUUGGAAACUGUUGCAUUUUGUCCAGAUCCUGAACUUGGAUUCUUUGCACUAGGCACUUUAAAUGGAUCAGUUACUAUAUGGGACAUUGCACGGCAGAUGAUGAGACAUCAAUGUAUAAAAUCUGAGGAUGCUUUUACAGGAGUUACAAAAAUGAUUUGGAUAAAAGACAAACUUCUCACGGGCUUGUUAGAUGGAUCUGUAAGAGUAUAUGACGGCAGAUCUGGUGAACAAUGUAGUCUAAUAACGGGGCACUGGUCUGAAGUACUGGAUAUGACUUAUAAUGCUAAAGAGAAUAAACUACUUACUGCCUCGGAUGACCACACCGCAAGGAUAUUUAUAUAUCCAACAAUAAGUGAAGAUGAUUAGCAGAAAAUGUCACUAAAUAAUAUUUAUUAAAUAUAGUUAUUUGUCAUAUUUAAGUUCUUGUUGAUGAUUAUAGCUUUCUAUAUUUUC